Messenger RNA from Onychostruthus taczanowskii (white-rumped snowfinch), 1905 nucleotides. RefSeq names its product SLAM family member 5-like. Bases 30 to 1199 code for a protein of 389 amino acids. Lineage: Eukaryota; Metazoa; Chordata; Aves; Passeriformes; Passeridae. The transcript has 8 exons. The record is from RefSeq and is a predicted model, not a curated record.
UCCCGGGAAAACAAGCCCAGCCCGCGCGGAUGGAGCGGGAGCGGGGCCGCUCGCGGCUGCCCUCGCUGCUCCUGGCGCUGCUGGGGCUCGGCCCAGGGCUCUUGCAGGAGGCGCGUUUUGAGGCAGAAAAUGAGGUUUUGGAGAUUGUGGCUGGGAAUUCCACCCAGUCUCUCCUGGAGCGUUGUUCUGAGCUGCUCUUCGGGCAGUCCCGUGCCCCGCCCCGGCAGGUCCACGGCGUGCUCGGCGGUUCGGUGCUGCUGUCGCCGGCGCUGCUGCCCAACCAGACGGUGAAGGAGAUCGAGUGGAGCUUCUCGGGCGGCACCGGCGCCACCAUCCAGGUGGCCGAGGUGGGCCCGGGCGGCUUCGAGCGGCCGGACCCGCGGGACCGCUUCGGCCGGCGCCUGGAGCGGGCCGACGGCACGGCGCUGCGGCUGCGGCAGCUCCAGCGCGGCGACAGCGGCGUCUUCGCCGCCAGGAUCAAACUGCAGCCAGCGCUGGUGGAGGACCAGGCCUUCAACCUGACCGUCUACGAGGCCGUGCCCAGCCCGCGGACCCGCAGCCAGCUGCUGGCCAGCACGCUCGAGUGGUGCAACCUGACCCUGCAGUGCCAGGGCAGCGGGCGCGGCGCCGUCAAUGUCACCUGGCGGCGCGACAGCCUCACCUGGGGCGAGCUGGGCCCCGGGCGCCACCAGCUGUCCCCGGACGGCACCACCCUGCGCGUGGCGCUGCCACCCGCCGCCACCAAUGUCACCUACGCCUGCACCGUCAGCAACCCCGCCGACCACAAGGUCGCCCUGUUCGACCUGCAGAGCCUGUGCCAGGGCGGAGGGGGACACUCGGCCUUCUCCACCUCGGGCUACGUGGUGCUGUCGCUCAUCCUGGUGGCCGUGAGCCUGGGCGGCGCCUUCUGGUGCUGGAGGGUCAACAGCGAGAAGGCGGCGGAGGCAGCCGCCACGCCCACGGCGCCGCCCGAGGAGAGCCCCGGGGAGCCCCAGUACAGCGACAUCGUCUGCAGGAGCCCCCCCGAGGGCAACGACCAGCGAGGGGGGACCCCAAAUGUCGCCCCGCAGGGCCCCAGCCCCCCCGAGGCCCCCCAGGAGCCCAGCGAACCCCAAAAAGUCGAGCCUGAGGCCCCAAAAUCCCCCCCGGGGGGCGGCGAGCAGAAAGGCCCCGAGGACACGGCCGAGGAGGUGACAUAGGGCCACAGGGCCCCGGGACCCCCUGGAAGGGCUGUGCCGCGUGCCAAGCCCCGACCCCAAACCCAGCGCGGGAGCCCCGACCCCACGGCCCGACGGAUUUCCCCUUUUCUGCCCCAAAACCCUCGGCUCUGCCCCCGAACCCCUGCCCGGCACCGCGCUGGGGAGGGGGAUCCCCGUCAGGGGGGGGUUUGGGGGUCCCUGGGGGGUUUGGGGGUCCCUGGGUGCUCCCCGCAUGUUUUGGGGUGGGAUGAUCCCCUCGGCCCCGCAACUGGACGGAUUUCCCCUUUUCUGACCCCAAAACCCUCGGGUUUGUCCCCAGUUCCCUGCCUGGGACUGUUUUGGGGAGGGGGGAUCCCCAUCAGAGGCAGCAGGGAGGGGAUUUGGGGGGUCCCUGGGGGUUUUGGGGUGGGAGGAUCCCCCUGACCCUACAAAGAAACUGAUUUCCUCUUUUCUGCCCCAAAAUCCUUGGGUUUGACCCCAAUUCCCUGCCUGGGACUGUUCUGGGGAGGGGGCUCCUGAUCAGGGGUGAUGAAACCAGAAUUUGGGGGUCCCUGAGGCUUCCCAGGGGGGUUUUGGGGUGGGAGGAUCCCCCUGACCCCACAAAGGGACGGAUUUCCCCUUUUCUGCCCCAAAAUCCUCGGGUUUGUCCCCAAUUCCCCUGCCUGGGACUGUUCUGGGGAGGGGGCUCCAAGGCGGAGGUUUUGGG